This is a messenger RNA of Nicotiana attenuata, 2739 nucleotides long. Its product is annotated as protein terminal ear1 homolog. The transcript has 5 exons. Lineage: Eukaryota; Viridiplantae; Streptophyta; Magnoliopsida; Solanales; Solanaceae. The record is from RefSeq and is a predicted model, not a curated record. Gene Ontology annotation, molecular function: RNA binding. Bases 321 to 2357 code for a protein of 678 amino acids.
AAUUGGUUUCUCUCUCUCUUUCUCUCUCUGAUGCUACAUGGACAAGACUCUAGACUCCAGUAUAUAGAGUCUGCUUCUAAAACAUAGACCCUAGAGAGAGAAAACUAGAUAGAGUAAGCAAAAACCAAAGAGCUACUAGUCUUAAUUUAUGUCUCAAAAGAUAUAGUCUAGCUACAGAGAUUAUCAUCAUCUGUUAUAUGCACUGUAGCACCACCAUAACUUAGCCAAAUUUCCUAGAAAAAAAACCCCAUCUCAAUCUCAUAAAUUCAAAAGAAAAAAGCCCAUCUCAGCUGAUAAAGUUUGUUUUUCCGGUAGAAAAAAUGGAGGACAAUGGUAUGGUUCAUGGGAAUCUUGAUCCUAGAGCCCAAGAAUUCAUACCAAGAUAUCCUUUUCACCAACCCCAUAACAAUUCUUUACCUUUGCUCCCUAAUCAAUUUUACUAUCCUGCUUAUCCAUGUCCACAACAGUUGCCGCCGCCGUUGCCGCCUUCGUUACCGCCAUACGGUGAUGGUGUUGGAUACCAUCAAGUUACACACACGGCGUACGUUAGCUCAAACCCACCUAUGCCUACGCCUUUUUUGCCACCUCCAAGUUCAAUGGCUACAAGAACUUUGUUGUUAAGUAUGGUUCCAGUUGAAGUGAGUGAGUCUAUAGUGAGAAGGGAUUUGGAAGUUUUUGGAGAUGUUCGAGCAGUGCAAAUGGGUAGGUUAAGAGAAGGGAUUGUAACGGUUCAUUUUUAUGAUUUGAGGCACGCGCGGACGGCGUUGACGGAGAUUCAAGAACAGAACAUGCAACAGCAGUGUCGUUUAAGGAGGCAUUAUGAGGAGUCUAUUUAUUCUACUACUAUGGGUGGUUUAAUUCUUCCCCCUCUUCCACUUCCUCCCCCGGCGCGUGGGCUCAUUGCUGGAAGAGCUGUUUGGGCUCAGUUUACUUUCCCUCUGACUUCUGGUCUUCCUGAUGGGAAUAACCAAGGGACACUUGUGAUUUUCAAUUUGGACUCUCAUACUUCUUCUAAUUAUCUUAGAGAUAUUUUUCAAGCUUUUGGGCAUGUGAAGGAAUUGAGAGAGACACCAAUGAAGAGGCAUCAAAGGUUUGUGGAGUUUUAUGAUGUAAGAGAUGCAGCAAGGGCUUUAAUGGAGAUGAAUGGAAAGGAGAUAAAUGGAAAGCAACUGUUGAUUGAAUUCAGUAGGCCAGGUGGAAAUAGCAGAAGAUUUUCAAGACCUAAUUUUCCAUCACCUAAAUUCAGUCGUAAUUCAAUAAACAACAAUUAUAAUUCUUCUCCUCCACAAAAACCUCAAAGGGUGUACACUUCACAUUCCCAGAAAUCAAAUUAUGGAAACCCUAGUGGAAGUGAGAACAGUUCAGGUAGUGGGUCUAUUCAAGAUUCAUUGGCAUCUUUGUGUAUAUCAAGUAAUGUUAGGCCUGGGAAAAUCAAGAAUGCUAAAACAUAUAAUAAAAGUAUUAGUCCAAGCAGUAGCAGUGUUACAACUACUUCUUCGUCGAAGCAGCAACCACAACAAAUUUUGCUACAAAUUAAGAGCAAUAAACCAUGGAAACAGGCCAGAGAUUAUGAUCCUCGUUUUCUAAUUAACGAAGAUGCCAUUAUGGAAUCAAAUUGCAGUGAUACCAGAACUACUGUCAUGAUUAAAAACAUACCCAACAAGUACAGUCAGAAGCUGCUGCUGAACAUGCUGGACAACCACUGCAUUCACUGUAACGAGCAGAUUGCCGACGGCGAUGAUCAGCAGCAGCCAAAAUCCUCCUACGAUUUCGUUUAUCUUCCCAUUGAUUUCAUUAACAAGUGCAACGUGGGAUAUGGAUUCGUGAACAUGACUUCACCACAGGCAACUUUGAGACUCUACAAAGCUUUUCACCAUCAAAGUUGGGAGGUCUUCAACUCUAGAAAAAUCUGCCAAGUUACUUAUGCUAGAUUACAAGGAAUAGAAGCACUAAAAGAACAUUUCAAGAACUCAAAGUUCCCAUGUGAAGCAGAGGAAUACAUGCCAGUAAUAUUCUCACCACCUCGAGAUGGCAAGUUAUUAACAGAAGCUGUUCCUAUAGUGGGUCGAGUAAUGAACCCUCCUCCUCCAUUACUCCUUUCUGCCGUCACUUCCGAUUCUGCUUCGAUGGAACAACAGUUGGUGGAAGAGGUUGGUAGACUAGUAGAUGAUAAUGAAAAUGGCUAUAUGGACAGAAGUAAUGAUGACGAAGAAGCGAGAAACGGCGGCGUUGGUGUUGGUGUUGGUGUUGGUGUUGGUGUUGGUGUUGGUGUUGGUGUUGGUGUUGGUGAAGAUUACGAUGACGACAACAACAAUGAUUCAAGAUCAUUUGCUUCCAUCUGCAUGUUAAGUAACUAAGGCCGAAAGAUUUUAUACUUCUACAAAAUCCUAUGAAGAAAAAGAAAAGAUUUCAUUUCAUUUCAUGUGGAAGGGAAAAAAAUCGACCACUCCCCAUUGCAGAAAUCUGGCACAAAAGAGAGAAUUAAGUGUAAAGAAACAGCUUGCUACCACCCAAUGGGUUUGCGUGUAAAUCUCUCACUCAAAAAAGCACUCUUCUCUCUACCUCGAUCAAGGGAAAAGAACCCCAUACUCCUCUCACAUACUUGUGUAGUGUAGUUGUAAGUUUAGCAUUUUACUAUUCUCUCUCUGUUGGAUAAUUUCUUCUGUCUUUGCAACAUUGGUCUGUUUUCGUAGUAAAAAUCUUUUGCAUUCAAAGCAAGAAUUCCAUCUUUUUCGUUUU